This is a messenger RNA of Phalaenopsis equestris, 1679 nucleotides long. RefSeq names its product RNA pseudouridine synthase 4, mitochondrial. NCBI's taxonomy places the organism in Eukaryota, Viridiplantae, Streptophyta, Magnoliopsida, Asparagales, Orchidaceae. The coding region runs from base 8 to 1402 and encodes 464 amino acids. Gene Ontology annotation, molecular function: RNA binding; pseudouridine synthase activity. Gene Ontology annotation, biological process: pseudouridine synthesis. The transcript has 11 exons. The record is from RefSeq and is a predicted model, not a curated record.
UAAGCGCAUGGCAGCGCUUCGUAGGCUUGAACGCGGCUGCCAUUCUUCUCCGUUGUUCUCGAGGGCGCAAGUCGAAGAAAUAUCUGGUUCAAUCCUCCAUCGCUCCUCUUUUAGCAGCACAGUUUUGUCUUCUCUGGUAGGAGGAAAUGGAGAAGAAAAGAGAAGGGAGAAAGGAAAAUGGCUCACCUUGCCCCCGUUCGUGUCUCAGAAGGGUCCAUCUUCUGUCGGCAAGGAGCUCGCGGGAGGGAAGCUGGCAGGACAAGAAGAGAUAACCACCGCUUUGAAGUGGGUUCACCAGUGCUUCCCGCAUCUGCCGAUGUCUCUUGUACAGAAACUCUUUCGCUUGAGGCAGGUGCGUAAGGAAUUGGUUUCUUCAGGAGCUCAAUAUGAAGGGCAGCAACUUAAAAGGGUCUCAGCAAAAGAGACGUUGAGUUCAGGAGAGGUGAUACUUUUGCCUAUUUCAGUGGAAAAUUUCACAAAGGAAAACAAUGAGAAUCCCUACAAUCAAAAAGAGAUCAAGUUUAUGCGCAGCCUCAUCUUGUAUAAGGAUUCCGCCAUCAUUGUAAUCAACAAACCCCAUGGUUUACCAGUUCAGGGAGGUCUUGGCAUAAGAAACAGCAUCGAUGUAUUGGCUGCCACAUCCUUGAAAUUUGAUUCUCAAGAAUCACCCAAACUGGUGCACAGGCUCGAUAGAGACUGUAGUGGUCUUUUGAUUCUUGGAAGAACCCAAAUUAGCACUUCUAUCUUGCAUUCGAUCUUCCGUGAAAAGACUUCUAGAACUUUGAAGGAAAACAUCAAGGAUGUUCCUCGAUUGUUACAAAGGAAAUACUGGGCACUUGUUGUUGGUACCCCAAAACAUUCCUCAGGAUUGCUAUCUGCACCAGUAGGAAAGGUUAUUCUGGAAGAUGGAAAGUCAGAAAGAAUCACUGUGAUAAAGGAGAGGCCUGCAUCCUCGCAACAUGCUUUAACGGAGUAUAAAGUGAUAAAAACAUCCAACGGCUAUACUUGGCUGGAGCUAUGCCCUCUAACUGGUAGAAAACACCAGCUACGAGUCCACUGUGCUGAAGUUCUCAAAACGCCUAUAGUUGGUGAUUACAAGUAUGGCUGGCAUGCACACAAGAAAUGGGAGCUUAUUGUAGAAGCUAGAACUUCAAAGCUCCCCAAAGAAAAACAUCCUUUUGGUCUCGACUUCGAAAGUGGAAGCAUAUCUGAGAAGCAGCCUCGCUUGCAUCUUCACUGCCACCAGUUGAUCCUGCCAAACAUCGCCGAAGCAGGCCGGCAUCUGGAGCCAUCAUCGGCAACAAAGCUUAACCUGGCAGAACUUGAUAUGCUUGACUUGGUAGCUCCUCUACCUCCAUAUAUGGUUCAUGACAAAUCGAGUUAUACCAACUCACAAAGGUAAUCAACGGGCCAAUUCGAACUCGAUCCACGUAGGUGCCAAAUCGUUAGGCACAACAUCCACAAGUCACAACAGCUCUUCAUAGCAGCAUGAAAAGUCUAGCAAAGAUAUAACUAUGAGCUCUUCUGAGAACUGGCUCGAGCCCUACACACGAAUUCAAUGAAUUUGGUAACUUGCUUGCUCAUUGACUCAUCAUAUUGUGCAAAUAUCGAGUGUGACAUUACCAUUUAGUAUGCACCAUAAGAUAUGCCUUGGUGUCGAACAUUAUCAUCGAUUUUGU